UGCUCUUCGACGUUGACACUCUGCUUCUGAUUAUCCAUGUUGUACAAGUGCAUUUGUUCUAUUGCGUAAUUCCAGCUUUCGCAAGAUCGCACUGAGUGAUUCUAUUUGGUUCCCUAGUUGAGCACCCAGGACGUUGGAUCUGAUACUCCACUGGGGGUAAUUAUCAUCGAACCACACACAGUGCCGGAAUGUUCCAAGUUUGACACCGUCGCAACUCAGGUUUUCGCAGACCCCACAGAUGCUGAGACAAUCAUCACAGACAAUCUUUUAGGAUUCACCUUGUUCAUGGGUUGCAUAUUAUUGGUCAUUGCGAUCGUUGCCAGACCAGAAUGGGGAAAGAUCCUAUGGCCCUGCACUCUAGGGUACUUAAUUAAAAGCAUUCAAGUUGCGAAUCCUACGAUCUCCACGUCUCACCCACUUCAGGCCUCAACGGGGAAUGUACAUCUUUGGACCUCUGCGAAUGCCCGAUGUGGAGAGGCAGACCUCAAGUCGGAUAUCUUGGAUUUCGACCUCAUCGACAACUUUGGGGACAUUGAGUGAUGGAGCAACUGAGCGCUACAACUAAUUUCACGGCGGGUGUUGGCCCAGUGUAUGCCCCGAUGAUUUCCAUACUGCCC
Messenger RNA from Cantharellus anzutake, 617 nucleotides. RefSeq lists its product as uncharacterized. The annotation marks the transcript as partial. The record is from RefSeq and is a predicted model, not a curated record. The transcript is spliced from 3 exons. NCBI's taxonomy places the organism in Eukaryota, Fungi, Basidiomycota, Agaricomycetes, Cantharellales, Hydnaceae.